AUGUCAUCACGCAACCGCCAAUCUCGCAAUCCCAACCGCAACUCGUCGUCCAGCACCCAAGGCGAGGAAGCCCAGAUCUGGUCCCAAAUCAAAGACGAGAUCCGCGAGCUGGUCGAUUCCAUCAAUACCUCCAAUGACCAGAUCCGCGCCAUCCUCGCUCAGGACUCUCUGAUUGCCAAGUCACGUGAAGCACAAGCUUCAAAAGAGAAUUCAUCCAAUGCUGAAGACAAAACCGACAUUGCAGCCCUAGAACAAACCCUUGACACGCUCAUCCGCGCCGGCGUGGGCGGUGCUGACAUCAGCAAACAAAAACUCCAAGAGGUGAUUGAGCAUGUCAUGGUGUUGCGAGCACUGGUAAAGGCGAGGGAGGAGAGCGAAGGGGUGGUGCAUAGCGUAGGCACGCCGGGACCUCAUUCCGGUAGUGCGGGACGGGACAGAAACAGCUCCAGCCUUUUGGGGAGCGGAGGGAGAUCGAGUUCGGCCCGGGGGCAUGCGGGGGGAAAGGGGGAUCGAGGAGGAGAUCGUGAAGGGAGGGGAGAUAGGGACCGUGAUCGGGACAAGGACAGGGAUAAACACAGCGACCGCGAUCUGAGUUCCAUGUACGACUUUGACGGCGCCGGCGACUCACCUGUCCCUUCUCCUCUCUCAAGUCACACCAGGAAGCUCGGCGGAGCCAACACUACGGCCGGCAGUGAUCGGGCUUCUACCGCCCGCGACAGCGUGCCUCCCCGCGACACGCCCUCCAAGGAUUCCGUCCCUCCGGAACCCAACACCAGCACCACGUCCAACGGCACCACCUCGGCAGGACCCACCACAGCAGGCGCCACCCAACGCGCCAAAGUCAUCUUCCACAAAGGCCAAGACGUAGUCUUCAAGCCCAAAGCCUCCCCGGCCUCAGGAAGCGAAACCACCGAGUGGAUGCUGGGGCGCGUGCAACAGGUUUCGGGCGAGGGCAAGUCUCGUCGGUACCGCGUGCAGGACGCCGAUCCCGACCUGGACCCGGACCAGCGCGUUGAAUACCGCACUUCUGCGUCGAGCAUGAUCCCCAUCCCCGCGGCGGGUGAAGAAGAGAAGAAGCUGCCCAAGCUGGAAAAGGGCAAGGUGGUGUUGGCGUUGUAUCCGGAUAGCACGACAUUCUACAAGGCGGAGGUGAUGGGAACCGAAGCCGAGGGCGAGGGAGAGGGCAAGCAGAGGGUCAAGUUGAGGUUUGAGGGAGAGGAGAAUAGUGGGACGCUACAGUUGGUGGAAAGGCGGUUCGUGGUGGAGUAUAGGGCUUAGAAGGCUGAUGUUGGGGAUGAGGAGGCGGAGGAUAGAAUACCUUUUACGUCUGAACUUUCGGCUCAACG
This is a messenger RNA of Neurospora tetrasperma FGSC 2508, 1346 nucleotides long. RefSeq lists its product as uncharacterized. The transcript has 2 exons. Lineage: Eukaryota; Fungi; Ascomycota; Sordariomycetes; Sordariales; Sordariaceae. Gene Ontology annotation, cellular component: SAGA complex. The record is from RefSeq and is a predicted model, not a curated record. The coding region runs from base 1 to 1278 and encodes 425 amino acids.